AUGGAUGGAGCCAACCUCUCUGUGGUGUCUGAGUUUGUGUUCCUGGGACUCUCUAACUCAUGGGUGAUCCAGCUUCAUCUUUUCCUCUUUUCCUCUGCGUUCUACAUGGCAAGUCUGGUGGGAAACCUCCUCAUUGUGUUCUCUGUAACUUUUGACUCUAACUUACACUCCCCUAUGUAUUUCCUGCUGGCCAACCUCUCCUUUCUUGACCUGGGAGUUUGCUCUAUUGCAGCCCCCAAAAUGAUUUAUGCCCUUUUUAGAAAACGCAAAACCAUCUCUUUUGGGGGCUGUAUAACUCAGAUCUUCUUUAUUCAUGCUGUUGGGGGCACGGAGAUGGUGCUGCUCAUAGCCAUGGCCUUUGACCAAUAUGUGGCCAUAUGUAAGCACCUCCACUACCUCACCAUCAUGAACCCACGAAUAUGUGUUUUAAUUUUGGCUGCUGCCUGGAUCCUUGGCCUCAUUCACUCAGUGGCCAAACUGGCUUUUGUCAUAGACUUGCCCUUCUGUGGCCCUAAUGUAUUGGACAGCUUUUACUGUGAUCUCCCUCAGCUCAUUAAACUUGCUUAUACAGAGACCAAUAGACUGGAGUUCAUGGGCACAGCCAACAGUGGACUCAUCUCUGUGGGGUCUUUCUCCAUAUUAAUUAUUUCUUACAUCUUCAUUCUGGUCACUGCUCAGAAACACUCUUCAGGUGGUUUAUCCAAGGCCGUCUCUACUUUGUCAGCUCUUGUCUCUGUGGUUGUUUUAGUUUUUGGACCAUUGAUUUUCUUUGACAUCUGGCCCUUCCCCUCAUCACAUUUGGACAAAUUUCUUGCUCUCUUUGAUGCAAUUCUCACUUCUUUUCUGAAUCCAGUCAUCUAUACGUUGAGGAACAAGGAGAUGAAGGCAGCAAUGAAGAAACUUUGCCAUCAACUUGUGAGUUACAGGAAGAUGUCCUAG
Messenger RNA from Rhinopithecus roxellana (golden snub-nosed monkey), 939 nucleotides. RefSeq names its product olfactory receptor 4F15-like. Gene Ontology annotation, cellular component: membrane. The transcript has a single exon. Bases 1 to 939 code for a protein of 312 amino acids. Gene Ontology annotation, molecular function: olfactory receptor activity; G protein-coupled receptor activity. The record is from RefSeq and is a predicted model, not a curated record. NCBI's taxonomy places the organism in Eukaryota, Metazoa, Chordata, Mammalia, Primates, Cercopithecidae. Gene Ontology annotation, biological process: G protein-coupled receptor signaling pathway.